AUGCAACCAAAAGUUCACCCCUUCUUCGAGCACAAGACUUGUUCCUGGCAGUAUGUGGUAGCCUGUCCUCAAAGAAAAGAGGCGGCCAUCAUCGACCCAGUCCUGAACUACGACCCCGAAAACUUCAUCAUCACAUCCGAAUCUGCAGAUGAACUCAUCGGAUAUGUUGUGAAAAUUGGAUACACAGUCACCAUGUUGCUAAAGACCCAUAUCCACGAAGGACAUAUCUCUGCUGCCUACUAUAUCCAGCAUAGUCUCUGGUCCCUCGGACAGCCCCACGCCCUAUCUGCAUCGGCUCACUUCGCACACAAGUUUCACAUCCCGAACGAAGAAAUCGACCACGCUUUUGACCAUCUCUUCGAGCCCGAUGAAAUAUUCAAAAUUGGCGACGUCAUCUGCAUCGCCCUCUCAGGACAUCCUCCGGACCAUGAAGUCUACAAGAUCGGGGACAGCAUCUUCAUGGGAGACACUAUGUUCAAUCCUGACGUUCGCAGUGUCCGAUGUGACUUCCCGGGUAGCGAUGCUCGGGAACAUUUCCGCUCGAUGAAACGCAUCCUAUCUUUCCCACCGGAAACAAAAUUAUACACGGCGCAUGGCUAUUUUUCUUCGGACGAGGAUACGGCACAGGACCUAGUGCCGUAUGUUAUGAUCGGCGAGCAAGAGAGGAAAAACAAGCACGUCACGGAUGAAUUGGUAGAGGAUCAUUUUGUGAAAUGGAGGACUGAACGGGACAAGGUGAUACCCGAGCGUGGGCUUACGCACCAGGCUCCACAGGUCAACGUGCUGGGAGGCAGGAUGCCAGACAAGUCGCACGAUGGAAAAGGAUAUCUGCUAUAUGUCAUUUGA
Penicillium robsamsonii is the source of this 846-nucleotide messenger RNA. RefSeq lists its product as uncharacterized. Bases 1 to 846 code for a protein of 281 amino acids. Gene Ontology annotation, molecular function: sulfur dioxygenase activity. Gene Ontology annotation, biological process: hydrogen sulfide metabolic process; glutathione metabolic process. Lineage: Eukaryota; Fungi; Ascomycota; Eurotiomycetes; Eurotiales; Aspergillaceae. The transcript has 2 exons. The record is from RefSeq and is a predicted model, not a curated record.